Daldinia vernicosa is the source of this 1050-nucleotide messenger RNA. RefSeq names its product glycoside hydrolase family 53 protein. Gene Ontology annotation, biological process: pectin catabolic process. Gene Ontology annotation, molecular function: glucosidase activity. The transcript is spliced from 4 exons. Lineage: Eukaryota; Fungi; Ascomycota; Sordariomycetes; Xylariales; Hypoxylaceae. The coding region runs from base 1 to 1050 and encodes 349 amino acids. The record is from RefSeq and is a predicted model, not a curated record.
AUGUUGGCUUCUCUCUUCCUAGCUUUCUCGUCGCUCACUUCGGUGCAAGCUGCGCUCAAGUAUAAAGGCGCCGACUGGUCUUCGGUUAUAAUUGAGGAGAAAGCUGGGAUAUCUUAUACCACUACAAGUGGAAGCACAGAGCCCCUCGAAAAGAUCUUAAAGGAAUCCGGAGUCAACACCGUACGACAGAGAGUCUGGGUCAAUCCUAGCGAUGGAAAUUACAACUUAGACUACAAUUUAAAAUUGGCACAGCGGGCAAAAACCGCCGGACUGGACGUUUACGUGGAUUUUCAUUAUAGUGAUACAUGGGCCGAUCCAGGGCAUCAAGCAAUUCCUUCAGGAUGGCCCACGAGCGUUGACGAUCUUGCUUGGAAACUUUAUAACUACACGUUGGACGUGUCGAACCAAUUUGCUGCGGCGGGCAUAUCACCCACCAUCAUCUCGAUCGGUAAUGAGAUUAGGUCAGGUCUCCUGUUCCCAACAGGUUCCACAAACAACUUUUACAACGUUGCUCAGCUACUGCACUCGGCUGCGUGGGGAGUCAAGGACAGCAAUCUGUCUCCUAAGCCCCGUAUCAUGAUCCAUCUCGACAAUGGAUGGGAUUGGAACACCCAAAAGAAUUGGUACGAAUCUGCCUUAAAGGCCGGGCCAUUGGUGACUUCGGACUUCGACAUGAUGGGCGUUUCCUAUUAUCCGUUCUACAACUCGGCUGCAACGCUUUCGAACCUUAAAACGAGUCUUACCAACAUGGCAAAUACGUGGGGUAAGGAGAUUGUCGUGGCCGAGACCAACUGGCCUACCUCCUGCAAGUCUCCCGCCUACUCGUUCCCGAGCGACCUCCAGAGCAUACCAUUUUCGGCAGACGGCCAAACUACCUUCAUGAAGAAAGUCGCAGAGGUGGUAGCCGGAGUAAAGAAUGGUAAUGGAAUUUUCUAUUGGGAACCAGCCUGGACGGACAAUGCAGGACUCGGAUCUUCAUGCGAAUCCAACACUAUGUUCUCGUGGCCGGGGAAGGAGUUAAGCAGUUUGGAUGUAUUUUCGUCGAUAUAG